Messenger RNA from Rhipicephalus microplus (southern cattle tick), 942 nucleotides. RefSeq lists its product as uncharacterized. The record is from RefSeq and is a predicted model, not a curated record. Lineage: Eukaryota; Metazoa; Arthropoda; Arachnida; Ixodida; Ixodidae.
UUCAUGGCGCCAAACACAUCUCGAUCUCUGGCUAGUACUGUACUGUGUUCUGGGCUGUACUCUGGCCAAGUGUUUCGCAUUCUUUUGAGAGUGAGCCGUGGUCAUCAUGUCGAUCUCAUCGGAGGGGGCUGAGAAGGUCGUGUUUCCUACCACAGAAUGGGAAAACAACAUUACCGUAAUUCCGCGCGUCAGCGAAGAGAGUAUGUUGAGAUAUUACACAAGCAGGCCAGGCACUGCGCGCAACCGCAACGUCAAUCCCUUUGUGCUAUCGUCUACAUUCCAGAGCAACAUCUCCAAAAUAAGUGAUGGGCUUGUCUUCGUCAAGGCAAGUUGCUACCGAAAUGCAGAACGAGAGUCAACCUAUCCCGUCUUCGCUGCCAUAAACUCCAAAGGAGAAAUCAUUAGUGGCAGCUGUAAAUGUGUGAAUGGACGAAGUGCCUGCAAUCACCUGAUGGGAACCCUCAAAACCGUUCAACUGCUGCAGUCGAGGGGCUUUGCGAAAGUACCACAGAAGCUCCGAUGCACCAACCUCAGAGAAGAAGAAUUGGUAGACGAUUUCAGGCAUCAGAUGCAGAAACUAUUCCCUCGCCGCUGUCGCCGAUUUCAGAUGCCCCGCCAAAGCAUACAGGAGCAGGAGGAGUCAACGGAACGUUUCCGUAAAGCUCUGCUUGAACAUGCCCCUAAUUCUCUUAUGGCGCUAUAUAUGCCUGAACCACCGCUCUCAUACGAGAUGACUAAAAGCGGUCCCGCCCCGGUACGGACUCCUGCGACAUACCAGGAACCUCUUCUGUGCUAUCAAUUCAGAGAAGCCUUGGGCUAUCCCUGAGCAUUGUAGUGAACACCUUUAGUGCUAUUUUAUUGUAUGUUCAUAAUAGGUGAAGCUGAAUGCGAUGCUUGCGUUCUGAGUGAAUCUCAAUAAAGAAAAGUUGGAAAUGCAUGUGA